AGAGUUCAAAAGCUAAUCCCAACCCACUUUUGUUUCUUUCCUCUUGGUUCAGUCUUUCAUGUUAAUCAGUGUUUUGAUUGCCAAAGUUAGCUGGCUAAAAGCACCGAAGCAGUCCACUGUGCUGUGACCUAAAUUUGUCUAAACCAUCAGAAAAGCGAGGAAGGCGUCUGUGUAGAAAUGACUAUGGUCUGUUUGAAUGAUUUUGAGGAAUAUGCCAAGCAGCACCUCUCAAAGGCUACGUGGGACUAUUACGAGGCUGGAGCUGAUGACUGCUGCACCAGAGAUGACAACUUGGAGGCCUAUAAACGGAUCCGCUUGAGGCCGCGGAUCUUACGUGAUGUGUCGAUCAAUGACAUGCGGACCUCUGUGCUGGGAAUGGAGAUAAGCUUCCCUGUGGGAAUUGCUCCCACAGGUUUCCACUGCCUUGCGUGGCACGAGGGAGAACUGGCCACUGCUAGAGCCACUGAGACAGUGAACACCUGUUACAUAGCCAGCACAUACUCCACAUGUUCAGUGGAGGAGAUUGCUGCAGCAGCACCCAACGGGUACCGUUGGUUCCAGCUGUACUUGUACCGGGACCGUAAACUCUCGGAGCAGAUUGUAAGCAGGGUGGAGGCACUUGGUUACAAAGCUCUGGUGCUUACAGUUGACGUGCCCUACACUGGCAAACGGCGCAAUGACAUACGCAACCAGUUUAAGCUUCCACCUCACCUGAUGGUCAAGAACUUUGAGGGAAUGUUCCAGGAGCAGGCAGGCUCUCAGGAAGAAUAUGGGAUCCCAGCUAAUACACUGGACCCGUCAAUCAGCUGGAAGGAUGUGUACUGGCUCCAGUCUCUAACACGGCUGCCUAUAAUCAUCAAGGGCAUCCUUACAAAAGAGGAUGCAGAGCUGGCCAUAGAGCAUGGCGUCCAGGGGAUAAUUGUGUCUAAUCAUGGGGGCCGGCAACUGGAUGGAGUGCCCGCAACGAUAGAUUGUCUGCCUGAGAUAGUGGAUGCAGUGCAGGGCCGGGUCGAGGUCUACAUGGACGGAGGGAUCCGCACAGGCAAUGAUGUGCUAAAGGCCAUAGCCUUGGGAGCCAAAUGUGUGUUUAUUGGCAGACCAGCAAUCUGGGGCCUCGCUUACAAGGGGGAGGAAGGAGUGAGAGAGAUCUUACAGAUUCUACAUGACGAGUUUCGUUUAUCCAUGGCGCUGUCAGGUUGCCGAAACGUUGCUGAAAUCAACAGGAACCUCAUUCAGUUCUCCAGACUUUGAACAGCAAAGAGGACUUUAAUAAUUUCUACUUUACCACUGACAGCAGAGCACCGCAAAGAUCCACUUUAUCCACUAUUAAUACUAAAUCUAGUCAAGAAACCACUGUUGCUUUAAAUCACAUUUAGCAAGAAUGACAUAUUUACAAAUGUUCACAGUUUAUGGAUGGUUUUAAUAUAGUAUUUGUAUUUCAGUAAACAUUAUUCACGGCACUGCAUAAAUUCCACGCUGUUUUGACAGAGAGUGAAUUAUUUUAUUUUAGAACCUGAUGAGUCUCCAAUUGUAAAAUGUAUUUAUAUAGCACGUUAUAAAAUACAAAUUGCUUCAAACCAGCUUUAUAGUACUAGUAAACAGUGUUAGCUAAGCAAACUUGUUCAAUCAGGAUUCAGUUGUUUCAGUUCUCAUAAUUACAAUUUAUGUUUCAACUAUAAAGCAUCUCUGCAGAAGAUACUAAUCUGGUAAAUUAGCUAUUUUGUGCUUUACAUGCUUUACUGUAUGGCAGAAUCUGAUUCACAGGACUGAGUAAGUCAGUAAUGCACAAAGACAUCAAGGAAGUUCAUUUAUAACAGUGGUUUUAAAGUUGUCUUAUGUACAGUAGCUGGCAACAAACUAAUGUGCAAUAAGAAAAGUUUCAGAUUUUGGAACAAAGUAAAGUUAGUAUUGAACAAAUAUUGCGUGUGUUAAAAUAUCCAGUGUGGCAAAACUAAACAAUAUGAGAUUCUCAGAAGUAAUAAAUCAUGGUGUGUGUUAAAUCAGUAUUUAUCUGACAAUUAAUUGCUACACUUUUUCUGUUGACUUCCUACUUUUUGUUUGUAAAAACUCAAUUUUUCACUCUUAAAAUAAACACAUCGUACAAAUGUA
Molecule: messenger RNA, 2109 nt
Organism: Cyprinus carpio (common carp)
Lineage: Eukaryota; Metazoa; Chordata; Actinopteri; Cypriniformes; Cyprinidae
Product: hydroxyacid oxidase 2-like
Exons: 8
Coding region: 178-1251 (357 amino acids)
Molecular function (GO): oxidoreductase activity; FMN binding
Source: RefSeq, a predicted model, not a curated record